GCGAAUAACCGUCUCCAGAGGCGGAAGAGAAGUUUUAAUCAUUUUCCCCAAAUUCGAUCGAUGUUGGGCAAGCGCGGCCGUCGCCCAAGUUUCCGGCGAACGACGAGCAUGUCUGGGAUCGAAAUCGACGUCGGCGCUGCAGAGUUGCCGCCGCAUCAUCAGUCGGCGGCGGGUGGGUACGAUCAUUUCCUAUCGCCUAGGUAUUUGAGGAGGACUUCCUCCGAUGUGGAGACGGCAGAUUUUUUGACGAGAUGUGGUUUCUGUGCUCGCCGAUUGGCGCCUGGUCGCGAUAUUUAUAUGUAUAGGGGUGACACUGCAUUUUGUAGCUUAGAGUGUAGAGAGCAACAGAUGAAGCAAGACGAAAGAAAAGAGAGGCUUGCCGCCGUUGCUCCGCCCAUCCUGGAGGAGGACGACGGCGGUAGCCACUGCCCAGAAGCGGAGACUGUUGCAGCGGCUUGAGAAAAUAUGUACGUAUUGGGUGUGUGUGUGUGUAUAUAUAUGUAUGUAUGUAUACGGUGUGUAUUCAUAAGGGUGCAUGGGAUACAUGUAUGUAUGUAUGUAUGUAUGUACGUAUGUCUGUGUGUGAGAGUCUGGAGUUUAGUGCUAGUGAUAAAAUUAUUAUUAUUAUUAUUAUUAUGGUAAAAUGUAGUAUAACAAAUUCUGAUGAUGGGAAUUGAUGCUGUCUUACUUUA
This is a messenger RNA of Andrographis paniculata, 692 nucleotides long. RefSeq names its product FCS-Like Zinc finger 7-like. The record is from RefSeq and is a predicted model, not a curated record. The transcript is spliced from 2 exons. The coding region runs from base 61 to 459 and encodes 132 amino acids. Lineage: Eukaryota; Viridiplantae; Streptophyta; Magnoliopsida; Lamiales; Acanthaceae.